AUGGUCGCCGAUUUUUUUGAGACUGAGAGCUUUGGUGUGAGACCAUCGCCACCUAUCGAAAGCGAGGCCGACAUCCGUGCACGAGCCAUGUUGGAGUCGACAACCUGUCGCGUUGGACCACGUUUCCAGACAGGACUGCUAUGGAAGCACGACGACGUUCAAUUGCCAGAUAGCUACGGAAUGGCGCUCAAUAGGCUAAGGAUCGUUGAAAGAAAAAUGAGUCGUGAUGUUGGAUUUGCUGUCGCCUAUAAGCAAAUCAUUGACAGCUACCUUGAGAAGGGCUACGCACGCAGACUCGCAACGUCUGAAUACGCUUCGUCGACGCCACGUACCUGGUACUUGCCGCAUUUCGCGGUAGUGAAUCCGAACAAGCCGUUCAAACUGCGAAUCGUGUUUGACGCUGCCGCCGAGGUCAAUGGCAUCUCCUUAAACAGUCGCCUGCUUAAGGGGCCACAAGAAUACAAACCGCUGCCGUCUAUUCUUUUCCGGUUCCGUGAACGGGCAGUUGGCUUGUGUGGCGACAUCAGGGAAAUGUUCCACCAAGUGCUUAUACGCCCAGAGGAUAGACGCGCCCAGCGAUUUUUAUGGCGUGACGGUGACUCUGGCCGAACUCCCGAUGUGUACGAGAUGCGCGUGAUGACAUUUGGAGCCGCUUGCUCCCCUUGUGCGGCCCACUACGUUAAAACACGAAACGCGUUAGAACACAACAGCGACAGCCGCUAUACAGCCCGCGCUAUUACUGCUAUUUUGGAAAAUCAUUAUGUGGACGACUUCGUAGAUAGCUUCAACUCGCCAAGGGAAGCCAUCGACAUCGGGGCACAGGUAAGAGCGAUUCACAUGGGCGCCGGCUUCGAGCUUCGCAAUUUUACAUCGAACUCGACGGAGGUGAUUGCUGCGUUGGAUGGCGUUGACGUCGAUAAGGUUAUUGGAAUAAAGAAUGGUCUGGGCACUGAGCGGGUACUGGGUUUGCAUUGGCACUCCACGACUGACAACUUCAAAUUUGGACUCAAAUUCAAUAACGUGAGUGAAGCGGUGAUGAGCGGUACUAGAUGUCCUACGAAGAGGGAGCUCCUCAGUGUGGUCAUGUCCAUAUUUGAUCCGCUGGGGUUCCUGGGUAACUUUGUUGUCGGGGCGAAGCUGUUAAUGCGAGAGGUGUGGAGGCAUGAAACACGCUGGGAUGAACCACUUCCAGUAAACAUUGCUGCGUCAUGGGAAAAGUGGCGGAGGCAACUGCCAUCGGUAGUCAGGUAUACCUGUCCUCGAUUCUACUUCCGCAACGGUGCGCCGGAAACACUACAGUUACACACAUUUGUCGACGCCAGCGAGAAUGCCUUUGCUGCCGUCACGUAUUGGAGAGCCAAGAACGCUCGUGGUGAGGUAGAGGUUGCCUUUAUUUGCGCGAAAUCUAAGUGCGCUCCAUUGAAGCCGCUUACCGUACCGCGCUUAGAGCUGCAAGCUGCCGUAUUAGGAACGCGCCUACAGCAAGCCGUAUGCGAAGCACACUCCUUUAAACCAAACAAACGUUUCCUUUGGUGUGAUUCUACGACGGUCAUCAAAUGGGUUCGAAGCAAGCACCGUAAAUAUAAGCCGUUUGUUCAGCACAGAAUUGCUGAAGUUUUAGCCACCACGCAAGUGUCCGAGUGGCGAUGGAUACCCACGGCAGAAAAUGUGGCCGACGAAGCCACGCGCGCGAACCACGCAAUCGUGUUUGGACCUACUGUGCGCUGGGUACUAGGCCCGUCGUUUCUACGAGAAGAGGAGCAUGCCUGGCCCUCCGAAGAUGCAGUUUUCCUAGACUCAGAUGAGUACGAUGAAGAACUACGACCACAACACGCAUUAACCAUCGUAAGUCAAAAUUUCAUAAACUUUAAUCGCUUCUCUUCAUACAACAGGUUGUUGAGGACCACAGCCUGGGUUAUACUGUUCGUCAAAACCUGUCGCCGAAUUCAAAUUAAGAGUCCCUACGGUCUUAGUGCUGGCGAUCUUGAAGCGGCGAAACUGCUCCUUUGCCGACUGGUUCAGGGCGAAUCCUUCUCCGAAGAAAUUCAGCAGAUACGCGAUGGACAAGACAUAACGAGACAGAGCUCGUUGCUACAACUGCUGCCAUACCUAGACGAGGAUGGUGUACUACGUGCUCGCGGGCGCAUUGAUGCCGCCAGCUGGCUUCCGAUCUACACGAGGCGCCCCAUAAUAUUGCCACCCACUCACGCAUAUACGAAGCUAGUUACAGCACAUCAUCACGUUCUCAUGGGUCAUCAAAAUUCUGAAGCUACAAUAUGCGCCAUCCGCCGCGUCUACUGGGUACCUCGGUUAAGGACGCUUCUACGAAACGUCAGCGCCAGCUGUAAUGUGUGCCGCCUCCGUAAGGCGACACCGGUUCCGCCACUAAUGGGGCCGCUUCCCAUCAAUAGGCUCACGCCCCACGUUAGGGCGUUUACAUACACUGGCAUGGACUAUUUUGGACCCCUCAACGUAACAGUACGGCGCAGCACCGAAAAGCGGUGGGUGGCACUUUUCACCUGCCUUACCACACGAGCAGUGCACCUGGAAAUGGCACACGACUUGAGCACUGACUCCUGCAUCAUCGUCCUUCGCAAUUUUGUUAACCGCAGAGGAGUGCCUGUGAGGUUAAGAUCCGAUAACGGAAAGAACUUCGUUGGCGCCAAUAAUGAAGCCAAACGAUUCUCUGAAGUUUUCGACUGCGAGCGUGUGCAGGGUGAAUUGUCGCAACGAGGCAUCGAUUGGGUAUUUAACUCGCCGUUUAACCCAGCUGAAGGAGGCACCUGGGAGAGGAUGGUGCAGUGCGUCAAGCGAGUGUUGCGCCAAACGCUAAAGGAAGUGGCCCCACGUGAGCACACACUCAAUUGCUUUCUGCUCGAGGCGGAAAACGUCGUCAACUCCCGGCCUCUCACGCACCUGCCCAUCUCUCCCAACCAAGAACAGCCGUUAACGCCGAACGAUUUCCUGCUGGGGUCAUCCAAUACUGCGCAUACGCCCAGUGUGACCGAAAUACCAACCACUCCCCGUGCUAUGCGUCAGCAGUGGCGAAUUGCUCGCCAACUCAGAGACCAUUUCUGGAAGAGAUGGGUGCUGGAGUAUCUCCCGACGCUAACACGUCGUGAGAAGUGGUGUCAACCAACAAAACCGUUGAAGGGAGGGGACUUAGUAUUCCUGUGCGACCCUAACGUUCCAAGAAGGCAAUGGUGCCGAGGCGUGGUGGAGCAGUUGUAUCCUGGCAAAGAUGGUGAGAUACGGCAAGUUGAUGUGCGCACGAACUCCGGGGUGAAGCGAAGAGCCGUUGCAAAGUUAGCCGUUCUGGAUAUUGAAGCUGGUGAAUCGGGAGAUUCACGGGGGCGGGGAUGUCCCAGAACGCCACCUAUUGAAUGA
Molecule: messenger RNA, 3387 nt
Organism: Rhagoletis pomonella (apple maggot)
Lineage: Eukaryota; Metazoa; Arthropoda; Insecta; Diptera; Tephritidae
Exons: 1
Coding region: 1-3387 (1128 amino acids)
Biological process (GO): DNA integration
Molecular function (GO): nucleic acid binding
Source: RefSeq, a predicted model, not a curated record